This is a messenger RNA of Cyclopterus lumpus (lumpfish), 918 nucleotides long. Its product is annotated as olfactory receptor 2T2-like. Gene Ontology annotation, biological process: G protein-coupled receptor signaling pathway. Lineage: Eukaryota; Metazoa; Chordata; Actinopteri; Perciformes; Cyclopteridae. Gene Ontology annotation, cellular component: membrane. The record is from RefSeq and is a predicted model, not a curated record. Bases 1 to 918 code for a protein of 305 amino acids. The transcript has a single exon. Gene Ontology annotation, molecular function: olfactory receptor activity; G protein-coupled receptor activity.
AUGGAUAAUAGCUUAAAUGUGACAUACAUCACUUUUGGUGGGCAUGUGGAAGUGCACAAAUAUAGAUAUCUCUAUUUUGUGAUCAUGUUUACAUUGUAUAUUUUAACAAUUAGCUGUAAUUUAACUAUUGUGUGCAUCAUAGUGAUUCACAAAUCCCUCCAUGAGCCAAUGUACAUUUUCAUUGCAGCUUUGUUAAUCAACUCUGUUCUUUUCAGCACUGCUAUCUACCCGAAGCUUUUGAUUGACUUUUUAUCAGAAAAACAGAUCAUAUCUUAUUCAGCCUGUCUCUUACAGUGGUUUACAUAUUACUCUCUUGUCGGUUCAGAUUUCUUCCUGUUGUCGGUCAUGGCCUAUGAUAGAUAUGUGUCUAUAUGUAACCCUCUGCAAUAUCCAACCAUCAUGAGAAAAAGAACUGUUAAUAUUUUACUGAUUUCAGCUUGGAUUGUGCCCUCUUGUCAGGUUUCAGUCCCGAUGUGUUUGAAUGCUAAUAAGAAAAUAUGUAACUUUUAUUUGAAAGGAAUAAUUUGCAACAGCACCACUCACAAACUUCCCUGUGUGACUUCAAGAAUACUGAAUAUUUAUGGCUUGUUUGUCUUUGUGAGUUCUCUACUUCUCCCCGUGCUCUUCAUACUUUUUACAUACACCAGGAUACUUGUAGUAUCCUAUCGAUGUCAAGGAGUCAGGAGAAAAGCUGCACAGACAUGUUUACCCCACCUGCUGGUUCUAUUCAGCUUCUCCUGUUUAAGUGCAUACGAUGUACUUCUUGCUCGACUGGAAAUUGACUUUCCGAAAACUUUACGUUUGAUAAUGGCUUUACAAGUAGUAAUAUAUCAACCUCUUUUUAAUCCUAUCAUUUAUGGACUAAAAAUGAGAGGAAUAUAUGUACACCUUAAGAUGCUGUUCUGCAAAAGGGUCUAA